This is a messenger RNA of Spinacia oleracea (spinach), 3983 nucleotides long. Its product is annotated as pentatricopeptide repeat-containing protein At3g26540. Gene Ontology annotation, cellular component: intracellular membrane-bounded organelle. The coding region runs from base 616 to 2799 and encodes 727 amino acids. Gene Ontology annotation, molecular function: RNA binding; protein binding. The transcript is spliced from 4 exons. The record is from RefSeq and is a predicted model, not a curated record. Gene Ontology annotation, biological process: RNA modification. Lineage: Eukaryota; Viridiplantae; Streptophyta; Magnoliopsida; Caryophyllales; Amaranthaceae.
GAAACUUACUGAGUGUUGUAUCGGAGCCUCAGAUGGAAAUUUCCUCCCAUAAUAUUAGAAAUUGUUUGGGACUCUUACAUAUGUGGAUUCAUGGGUGUGGAUGAUGAUUUUGAAAGAAAACUCAUGACAAAAAUGAUAUGAAAUUAACAAAACAAUAGAAAAACUACAAUAAAUAGUUAGAAAAGGGGUUUUUAUAAGCAAACAAUAAGCAACGGCUAAUUUUCAAACAUAAAAACUAGCCGCUGAGCAUCAAAAUGGGUAAUUUUAAGUUAUGUGUAUUUGGUGAAUUAAGUUUCAGAAUAGGGGUAUUAUAUGAAAUAAGUUAUAAAAUAGGGGUAUUUGGUGAAUUUAAAAAUUAGGCUAACGGAGGACUAACGGCGCGUCAUUAGUAAGGGUAUUUUGGGUAUUAAGUCAUUUGUGAGGGGCAUUUGGUGAAUUUCUGAAAGUCGAGGGGCAUUUGGUGAAUUACGCCAUAAUUCGGGGGUAUUUCAUGAAAAAUCCGUUAGUUUAAUUAUACUCUCACACCCCCUCAAAAAAAAAAAAAAAACAAAAAAAAAAUUAUACUCUCACAAAGUCACAUUCUAGUUUUCCCGGGAAAUUUUUCAAAAGUUAUAGAUGGGUGUGAAUUCUGGUGCCUCAGCUAUCAACCGUUUGCUUCAAACCAACAACUCCAUCGCCGAGAAAUUCAUACCUACUCCGGCGAAAACCACCGUCGACACCAUUCUCUCUCAUCUCGAAGCCGGUCGCCUCAAAAAAGCCGUAUCUCUCCUCUUCGCCGCCCCAUACCCCUUCGAUCUCUCCCUCUACGGUCGCCUCUUCCAGCUCUGCACCGCCAGCCGAGCCAUUGUUGAAGCUCGGAAGGUCGAAUCUCAUCUCAUUACCAACUAUGAUCCACCACCCACGUUUUUUCUUAACAGGGCAAUCGAGGCUUAUGGGAAAUGCCGGUGUUUGAGGGAUGCACGGGAACUGUUCGACGAAAUGCCUCACAGAGAUGGAGGCAGUUGGAAUGCCCUGAUCACUGCUUAUGCGAAAGGAGGGUCUCCGAGAAAGACGUUAUCCGUCUUUUUGGAGAUGAAUCGGUCUGAGUUUUCGCCGAGUGAGGUUACCUUUGCUAGUGUUCUUGGUUCUUGUGGGAUUUUAUUGGAAUUAGGUUUUGCAAGGGUAGUUCAUGGGGUUAUUGUGAAACUAGGGUAUAGUGAUAAUGUGAUAUUAGCGAGUGCUUUAGUUGAUGUUUAUGGGAAAUGUGAUAAAAUGGUUGAUGCACGCAGGAUGUUUGAUGAAAUUCAUAGACCAAAUGCUGUUUCGUGGAAUGUGAUUGUAAGGCGAUAUCUGGAGGUGGGCGAUGAAAGAGAAUCAAUUUCCAUGUUUUUUCAGACAAUUAUAGAAGGUGUUAGGCCAUUGACAUUUACCUUUUCAAGUGCUCUUGUUGCGUGUUCUAAGAGGCAGGCGUUUUUGGAGGGGAUUCAGAUACAUGGUGUUGUAGUUAAGUUUAGAUAUGAAGAUGAUGGGAAAGUUGCUAAUUCUCUCAUUGGUAUGUAUGUGAAAUGCAAUGAUGUUGUGAGUGCUAGAAAGAUAUUUGAUCAGUCUAAUGAAAAGGAUUUAUUUUCUUGGACUUCUAUGGUAUCGGGAUAUGCCAUGGCAGGAAGACUCAAAGAAGCUCAAGAGCUUUUUGAUAAGAUGCCUGAGCGUAGCAUCAUCUCUUGGAAUGCAAUGUUGGCCGGUUAUGUACGCUCUGGUCAAUGGGAGGAGGCUCUGAGUUUUAUUUUCAAGAUGCGCCAGAAAAUUAAAGAUGCUGAUAGUGUAACUCUUAAUCUAGUGUUGAAUGUGUCUGCUUCACUGUCAAAACUCGAGUUUGGUAAACAAGCUCAUGCUUACAUAUACCGACAUGGAUUUGAGUCUGUUAUAUCUGUCAACAAUGCAGUCAUUUACAUGUAUGGAAAAUGCAGGGACAUAAAAGGAGCUAAAUAUUGCUUUUAUAACAUGAGUUGUCGAAGGGACACAAUAUCGUGGAACUCCUUGAUGAAUUCCUUGGCACAACAUCAAAUGAGUGAAGAUGUUAUGGCUAUGUUUUUCGAGAUGCAGAAGGAAACAACUCCAAAUGAGUAUACAUUUUCAAUCCUUCUUGCAGCUUGUGCUAACGUAUUUGCAUAUAACCAAGGAAAAGAAAUACAUGGUUUUAUGAUCAGGAAUGGCUAUGCAAUAGAUGUUGUUGUCUUAGGUGCUUUAUUUGAGAUGUACUCAAAAUGUGGACACCUUGAGUAUGCAAUUAAGAUCUUCAAAAAUGCGAAGCCGGGGGAUGUGAUUCUUUGGAAUUCUAUGAUUAUUGGGUGUUGUCGUGUUGGUAAAGCAACAGAGGCUCUUGACUUGUUUGCUUUGAUGAAAGAGACCGGGGUUCAACCUGAUAAUGUUACCUUCCAGGCAGUUUUCAAUGCUUGUAUUUCUAAGGGCUAUGUUGAUGAGGGCAAGAGAUAUUUUGAUGCAAUGAUCAGUGAGUAUGGCAUCAUGGCCAGAUUAGAGCAUUAUGAGUGUAUGAUUAAACUUUACACUAGAUAUGGAUCGAUGAAUGAGCUCGACAAUCUAUUCAAGAUAAUGCCAUUUGAGCCAACCAACUCUAUUUUGAUAAGGGUAUUUGAUGCUUGUAAAAAGUAUCGGAAUCCAAGAUUAGGAGAGUGGGCAGCAGGAAAGUUGAAUAAGCUAAAUCCUCCAGUUCGGUACCAUUUUAAGAUAACUGACAAAUCCAGUAUAACCACUUUAAAACUAUUGUUUUCUCAAAGUGACAAAGGAAGCAGGUCAUUGUAGCAGGAGUGAGUUACCUUUCUUAGCUCUUCUCUUUACAUGCCCCCUGCUUGAAGGGCAUGGGAAAUAUCUCUGCCAGUCUUUAGCCGCAUGUUUGAAUAAAGCACAAUAGGCAAUUAUGUCAAGAAGGGAAGCUCUUGCAGAAUCUGUUAACUGAAGAACUGGCAGGAGUGGCUACUUUUUGCAGAGUUGAAGGUUUCUGAUCAGCUUCCUCAUUUUAACUUUUGGGAUCAUGCUGAAGGUUAGGUGGUAAUAUGGAAAGAUGGAGAUGCAAAAUUCUUUCUUAAAAUACUAAGGCAAAUCAUCAUUGGAAAUCGGCUAGCAUCAAGGCUCCUUUUCUGUAAGAAAUUGAACUUCUGUUCAAGUUUGAAGUGCCAAUCUCAGGAGCCAGGACAGACAUAUUUCCAUAAUCUGCAGUUCUAGCAGUGUACAAUAUCUGUCGUUGAUGUGCUGACAUUAUGCAGACUUUGACAUAUCCUGAAGCCAUUGGAUUGUUACCCGUUCAGGAAAGCUACCUAUAGCCGACUCAUCGGAUUAAUACUUUCAUCUUGAGACCAUGAUGAUUAGUGUGAUACUUCAUUGCUCAGGCGGUACAUUGUUGCUUAAACCAAAUACUAUCAGGUACAUUUGCUUACUGUUUAAAUAUCUGAUACCAUAACUAAGUUGGUGGGCUGUUAUGGUAGACUUAACUACCAUAUCUUUUAAAUAGAUCAGAAUCCUGAAUGCCUGACCAGCGACCACCAUAGAGGCAUCAAUUUUGCCUGUGAGCAUUCACAUACCUCUCACUCAAUCUCUCAGUGUGAUUAACCGCAGUUGAAUUUGAACGUGAUCAGAACAAAACAGAACAAAGGCCCAUAACUUAUGAAAAUCACAAAGUAUUCUACUUUUAACAUCAUACCACGUAUAUAAUUGCAAAUAUACUAUACCUUUGUUCAUGAACCAAGUUGAAAAGCAUUUGUUGAAAGUCCUCAGGUGUUGGUUGUUAAUGGUUAAAAAUAUUAUCAUGUUUUGUUGUGUCAUGUUCAGUAGGUGUAUAGAUCAUUACAAUACAAAACAUUAGAUCUAUAAGCUGAUAGCCAAGAACCAAGCAACAUCUGACUCACUUGGUAAGACUUUUACCUUAGAUCCUAAAAGUCUGGCGUUCUAAUAUUACCAAUGAGGGUGCUCGGGCCUUAACUGUUUACCUU